This is a messenger RNA of Lactuca saligna, 1291 nucleotides long. The record is from the annotation of a GenBank genome assembly. Lineage: Eukaryota; Viridiplantae; Streptophyta; Magnoliopsida; Asterales; Asteraceae.
AUGGAAGAGACAAAGCUGUCUUGUGAUAAUGACAAAAUAGAAAGAGAAGCUCCUCAACUAGUUACAGUGUUGAAAGAUAUAAAGGGUGGGUUAGAUGAUCUCAGAGCUAAAGUUCAUGUCUUGACUUCAAAGGUAAAGUCAGGUGUAUACCCAACAGCAGAUGGGAUGAGCUAUCUUGAGGCAAAGCAUUUGCUUCUUUUGAAUUACUGUCAGUCUCUAGUUUAUUAUUUGCUUCGAAAGGCCAAAGGCCUUCCAAUUCAAGGACAUCCUCUCGUCCAUAGUCUUUUAGAGACACGUUUGUUUUUGGAAAAGAUCCGCCCAAUUGACAAGAAGCUGAAUUACCAAAUUAAAAAACUUACAAACCUAACAAAUGGGAAUCCAAUUCCAAUGGAGGAUGUAGAUCCUAACAAACCGGUUGCUUCAGAUGAUUCUUUGAAGCUUCGUCCAAACCCAGACAUGCUUAUAGACAAAGUUGCUCCUGAGGAUGAUGAUGGUUUGUAUCGACCUCCGAAGAUAGCUCCAACGUCAAUGAAGAAGUCAAAAGAAGAGAGAAAUGUGUCGAGAAAAGAGAAACAAGCCUUGCGCCAAUCCCAACAAAACGAAUAUGCUAGAGAUCUUAUCAAUGAUCUCGAGGGAAGACCCCAGGAGGUGAGGGAGGUUAUUGGUACGGAAGAUGAUAGUGAGGUGAGGAGAUAUAAGGCAAAAAUGGAGGAACGUGCGAGGAGGGAAGAAGACCUAUUCACGCGUGCUCCUCUUACAAGUAUGGAAAAGAAGAAGCUAAAACAGAUGCGCAACUCAAGAAAUGGGCUGGCAGGUCUAGCUGAUGGUUUCUAUGAUGAUAUUAAAUCCUUGGGCUUACCUUUAGAAGAAGGUGAUGAAGGUCAAACAUCCUUCAUGGAUUCAGAUGGUGGAGAAAGGAAGUUGAAGAAGAGGCACAAGAGACGACAUUAGGGAUGGAUGGAGUUUCUCCUACAAUUACAACCUUUACUUUUACAUUUAUGCCAUGAGUAUCAAUCUAUGUGUUUUCUACAGUUUGUUGUAUUUCUUCAAACUUUUUUCAUUUUAUCAAUUUUGUUUUGAUGUUUUCUUUUAUAUUGGGUUUCUACUUUUUUAUUUUUUGCACAUAAGCCCCCACUCCUCUCGAAUGUUAGUUGCAUGAUCAAGACUUAAAUCCUUCCAAUGCUUGAAAACUAGCUAGUUUCAUAAUUUUGUUUGAAAUUUGUUGGUUGGGUUAUUUUAUAAGGAUUUAUUUGCAAAUUCAUACUCUUUCUGUUCCAAAAUUAUUGUUCAG